AAUAAAAAGCUUAUUAUCUCUUCUUACAUUUUCCUCCUAAAAAAAAAAUAAAAAUCUCUUCACAUGGGUGGAUUCCUUGGAAGUGUAAUGCUGUAAAAAUAUGUUCUUGGCGUCUACCCCCCAUCAAGUUUCUUUUUUGAUGAUUGAUGCCACCCAUUUGAAAAAAGUAAUGAUAAUAAUUGAGGACUGAUGGCUAUAGAGACGAUGCAGAACAGAUUUUAUUCAAUUUCCAAAUCUUUAUCGUCAGUGCAGACGUCACAGCUAGGGGAGCUGAAGCCAUGAUCAUUAAAUAAGGCCCACGGAGCUAUCAUAUCCUUAUCCCCCACCCUCAGUGCCUGAUUAUCCCUCAACCAAUCUAUUGUUAAUUCCUCGGCAGCCGAUCGACUGUUAAACAGCAACGUCGGUUAUGGCUGAUUACCGCCAUCAUGGCCAAGGACAUCAUUUUCUAAUGGUGACAAUCGCCAUCCAAGGUCAGAUCAAUCCCGCCCGUCACCUUGCUCGCCGCCUCGCCCGAAUAGCUGCAGCUCGUGUUACCCUCGCCACUCCUCUCUCCUCCCACCGCCGCCUAUUUCCCGGAUCCCUCGCAGCCGCCGGCGAGCCGGAUGAUGCAGCGGAGGAGGCACCUCUCAAUCUCGACGGCUCCGGAGUUGUCGCCUACGCACCGUACUCUGACGGCUUUGAUGAUGGGAUUCACAUGGAAGCCGUCGACCCCGGUCACUUCAUGGAAACACUCAAGUCUCAUGGCCCUCGCACACUUGCCGCCCUGGUGCACAACCUCACCGUUGGGGGCCGCCCAGUGACUUGCUUGUUGCACACCAUCUUACUUACUUGGGCCACCGACGUUGUGCGCGAUCUUGGCAUCCCUACUGUCCACUAUUGGAUCCAACCCGCUUCAGUGUUCGCCAUCUACUACCACUACUUCCAAGGCCACAAAUGCUUCCCUUCUGCCACGGACAAAGAGAAAGACUCAUCUUACUCCGUAGAACUACCCGGGCUGCCACCUCUACGAAUGAAGGACCUACCCUCUCUCAUAUCUAUACCAAGCGCAUACCUCUCCUCCCACAAGGAGAUAUUCAUAGAACUCGCAAAGUAUGAGAAGCCUAAAGUUUUGGUGAACACGUUCUACCAACUGGAAGCAUCGGUGAUAGAUGAGACCACUGAGCUUGAAUUAAUCACAAUUGGGCCAGUAGUGGACAAGAGAUUCAUUUAUGCAACGGCAGGAAGCCGAGACCUAUUCGAGGAGGACUCAGGCGAUUACAUGGAGUGGUUGGAUGUACAAGAGGAACGAUCAGUGGUGUAUGUUGCUUUUGGCAGCUUAACACGACUGACGGGACGACAAAUCGAGGAGCUGGAUCUGGGGUUGAAGGAGAGCGGACGACCGUAUUUGUGGGUGUUGAGGAAGGACAGCAGACCAGAA
Messenger RNA from Dendrobium catenatum, 1417 nucleotides. RefSeq names its product cyanidin 3-O-rutinoside 5-O-glucosyltransferase-like. Lineage: Eukaryota; Viridiplantae; Streptophyta; Magnoliopsida; Asparagales; Orchidaceae. The annotation marks the transcript as partial. The transcript has a single exon. The record is from RefSeq and is a predicted model, not a curated record.